This is a messenger RNA of Cinara cedri, 8494 nucleotides long. Lineage: Eukaryota; Metazoa; Arthropoda; Insecta; Hemiptera; Aphididae. The record is from the annotation of a GenBank genome assembly.
AUGUUGAAGAAUAUGAACUUGCACACGGUUCAGAGUGCGACGUGCUGGGAUCCAAGUGAGAAUAUAAGUAUAAUAUUUCAAACCUGAACUCGUCCGUUUUGUAUUAAAAUUAUAUCCACUCCGUACCUCAAUCGAUUCCGAUUUUUCACCUUAUGGUACUUUAUUAGAACAAAUUUUCGAUUCCAAAAUAUAUAUAUAUAUAUAUAAAGAUAUGUUCAGAUAUAUUAUAAUGUUUUCUAAAAAAUAUUGUUAGGUAUAUAGAUAAUAUACCUAAUACUAGUAUACUAUGUAGAUGAACAAUAUGAUUUUUAAUGAAUCAAUAUUUGGAUUCACUGUCUUCUUUAUUUAGGGGGAAGGAUACAAGGCCAAGGAACAACAGCCCGUUUUCUUUAUGGCACACCCUGGGAAAAACUCCUACGCACGCUUAUGCAAACCACUCGUAAAUUGUCAUACAUCCUAUUUACCUUCAGAAACUUUCCACAUAUACAACAAUGGCCUAUUCAUAAUACAUAGUAAAUCCGGCGUUUUUGUUUUAUAAUUAAUAUAGAAUAUUGUAAUUUUUUGUCUACCUAAAAAAAAAAUAAGGUAUCAACGGUGAAUUACUCUCAAGACUCUCGAGCGAAGAUAUAUCGAUAACGUUUGAUCUAAUAAAAAACGCGGCAAUUCGUCAAACGCACAACACGUGGUAUAAAUCCGGAAUUCUAGUCGAUCUGGGAUGCGAACAAGCUCCAUACGUGCUACAGCAGGUUUUAUAUUUGAUUUUCGUUUAAUUUAUUUUAAUUAAUUUUCCGGUUGUUCUGAUGCGGAAAAUUCAAAAAUAACACUAUCGUGUCUGUUUUCGAAAUACGAGUAGUAUGCCAAUCGAAAUAAAGAUAACUUUAAACGUUUGACAGUGUUACACAUGUGGUCAUACUACUUUAUAUUACGCCCAAGACAUCAGAAUUUAACAUUACGUAGUUCAAAUCAACGCUAGUGAGAGCAUUAUUUUAUAGGCGUCAAACAAACGUAUGUUUAAUACUCAGAAUUACUGGAUUCUAUUCGACCGACACGGAAAUCCGAACAAAACGGACGCCCUGGAUAUUGCUUUGCGUACGUUCAAAAAACAUUACAGUGCAAGUGAAACCCUGCACGUUUUGCCAGAUUCGAGAGUGUAUCUUUUGAUAGAGACCGGAAAUGACUUUUGGGAAGUAUGGGACGGUUUUCGGUCGGGCGUUUCCGAAGAAAUAAAAGUGUCUAGAGUCGGUGCGGUUACGUCGAAUCAAGCGAAAAUCGAAGACUCCGACAGAACGAAUUUCCGGCGCGUCACACUUAAAGCGUCCACAGUGGUAAGUGCGCGCAAGUCCCGAUUACCACAAGAUUAAUGUGCAUUAUGUUAAAUGUAACCUACGCGGAUUUUUUUUUUUUUUUUUUGUUCUACCUUCUACGCGCGUUAAUCUGUAGAUUCUAGAGCCGAGCAGUUUCGUCGGUUGGGACGAACCUAUUCGCGUUUACAAUUUAGACGUAUUCGCUAAAAUGCACUACGCUAUUUGCAGUGUGUUGACGGAACAAUUGAAUUUCACGUAAGUACAAUACACAUAUGGGUUUUAAAACCCUCAAAGAGUAACAGCGCGUAAUAAUAUUAAUAUUAUAAUAACGUGUAAAGGAUGAAUUUGACUUUUUCGCCGGAUUACGGAUGGAGUUACGGUAACGGAACGUACAGCGGUUUAAUAGGACAAUUACAAAGAGAAGAAAUCGACUUUACAGCUGCCGGAGGGUUGAUGAGAGGUGACCGAAUGGACGUUGGCGAUUUAACCGUGGGAACAUUUAUGGCCAGGUAAUAGUUAAAAACAAAAUAUUUGUAUAAUAUUCCUUCUUGUAUGUGCCUAAUAAGGAAAUAAGGAAUAAAGAAAAGGAAUAAUAAGGAAUAUUCGCACACUAUACAUACACAAAAAAAAAAAUUAACACCAGUGGCACAAUUAAUGGGCUUAGCCAUCCAGGAUUGUAUAAAACUCUUUCGAUUUUUUACCUAAUUACAACAAAAAAAAUAAAAUGAAAAAAAAAAGAAAACUUUAUUGCGUAAAUAUUUCGGUUUCCAACGGGUUUUCCCCAUUAUUAAGAAAAUAAGAAAACUACAAAGGGAUCAAAUAUCACCCACCGACUCAAAAUAUUUAAAUAAAAAUCAUUCGUAAAAUUAAAAAAAAAAAAAACGGUUUCCCCAUUAAAAACCUGCCAAAUUAAAUAGGAGGUACUGUCGAUGGACGGUUUUCCCCCUCAAGCCAUCAAGUCAUCGUGUUCUUAUCAUUAUUACCAUUAUCCGAUUUACUUGUUGUGCUUUUCUGUAUAGAUUUUAAAUAUGCUUUUAAAAUAAAAAAAAAAUGUAUGAGUGAUCUGGGCAAGGUUUUUGGUUUCUAUACGCUCAGAAUCUAAAAAAUAAAUCUCAUUAAAAAAAAUUGGUUACUAAACUCUAAUCGUUGACUAUACAGUACAAUACAUAUGCAUAAAUAACAUUAAUUAAUCAGUCGACAAAUGCAAGCCUAACUGAACAAUGUUUGUCGAAUUGGAUAACUCGGCAUAGUUCUUAACGGAUACGAUAAGGACAAGAACAUAUUUCGUAAAAAAAAAAAAGUAGAUUAAUCGAUAAAUAGACCGUUUGAAUUUAUGUUUUAAAUGGUUUUUAUAGAUUCUGAGCGUAUUGAGGAAUAUAUUAGUUGAACUGUAACAAAGUGUGCGAUAUUUUCAAGUUUGUAACCGAUUUUUGUACCAGAAAUUUUGUUAUGAUCAUUAAAAGAAAUUUCUGAUAGACAAUUUUGUCUAAUUGUUGCACUUAAAAUGUAAUUUUUAUUAUUUUCCUUGCAACUGAAAUUAGGAAAAUACGUCAAAUUUUGUUUUUUUUUUUUUUAAAUUUUUUAGUGUACGUUUAACUGAAAACCGUAAUAGAAAACCUUAUCAAAAGUCGUGGAAACCUUACAUUUUCACUAAAUACUUAUAUUAAUCAUUUUUAGACACGUCUAAUACAAUUUUCAAAAAAAUGCUGGCUGUUUUCAAGCUAUUCGGCAUUUUCUAUUUUGUUUUUUGUAGAUACGUCAUUUUCGGCUUCUCAAAAGUGCUAAAAAUUUGGUAUAAAGUUCAUCACAAGUUGUUCUCGUGGCACCGUACAAACAUCGAAAAUUCGUAGUCCCGAUUUAUAUAUAGGUUCACGCGGUGAUAUAUCACCGGGUGACUUAGUGUAACUAAUGUGUAUACGGUUUGGCCGUAUACUUUUACGCAGGACAAGUAAAUAAUACACCAAGUAGGCGUUUUUAAUUUGGAGAUCGUCCGUAUAUAGUAGUGAUAUAUUAUAUCGUGUCUAUACGAACAGCAUAAUAUUAUAAAUUUAUAAUUAUUCUUAUAAACAGUAUAUUAUAUUAAACUCGCCCCUCUCACUUUUUGAAAUUGAAACCAAUAACAGUUACCUUACCAGAUAAAAACAAAUGUAACUCGCACUGUGUCCCUCUAAAAAAAAAAAAACAACAACAAACUUUCACCCUUUAUUAUGUUCCAUAGAACCGUCGCCAUAUUUAAGCAACCGCCUUUGUCGGCGGCCAAAAACAUCUUCACGUUGCCGUUUGGGAUCGGCGUGUGGACAGUGAUGUUGGCCAUGAUGUUCCUGUUCACCAUGGCCCUGAUACUCGUGACGUGGUCGGCAAACCAGAAAAAUGGGAAGCCGACGGCACUCUCAACCGCACUGGACGCCGUUACCAUGGUCCUGGGUGCCAUUUGUCAACAAGGUGAUAACCAAAUCCUUACAACCACGAAAAAUACGUCACUCCAAAACAAGUUUAACCGAACUUCGACCAGAAUCGUAUUUCGUUAGCAAUGGUUUGCCGUCGCAUAUCCUACCUUUCUGACUUCCCGCUUACUUGUAAUGUACCUUUUUCUGUUAAUCAGUAAGAAUUUAGGAAAUGAUCGUAAAAAUUCCACCGAAUACCAACACAGUUGGCACAUUUUAUUUUUUUUUAUUCAAAUUUAACAGACGUAGUCCGUAAAAAUGUAUUACGACCAAUUAUAAAUUAUUUUAUAAAAAGAAACGUAAGUUUAAAUUUAGUGAAAAGUAUUUAACCAACCUCCUAAAAAUUCAAAAAAAAAAUACUCGUUUGCAAUUAUUUAUUUUUUCAAACUAAAUUACCGGUUACCUUUUUCGACAUCCUAUGGUAUACGACUUAUACCAACCAAUCAACUGUGACCAGGAGUAUUAUUUUAUUUUAUUUUUUUUUUUUUUUUUUUUUUUUUUUUUACGAUUUUCUUUAUUUUUUAUUUUAUCGUCACAAGACCCUACCACUCUACAUAAAUUACUUUACCGAUUAUUAUACAUUCGGAGUUGAAUACAAUUGUACGUGUAAAUAACAUACCGUCUAUUAUUAUUAUGCUGCCGUUUCAUCGAAUCCGGUAUUAUACUAUAACAUUAUGAAACGUAAAAUAAAUAAUGUUCGUAACGUGUCCCUACGUUAAAUUAAUGAAGACAGUAAACAUAGUACAUACUUUAUAUUGUAUAAAUAGUAGUAAGUUGUUUUCUAACAUUUCCAGUCAUCAAUAUACGCAUAUUAUUAUUGAAUCGUAUUGUUUCGAAUUGUUUUCGUUCGCUUAAAUCUUUUUCCGUGUCAGUAUUGUUGACAAUCGUAAUAAAUAAAAUGAAAAAAAAAAUAAAUAAAUAAAACAAAUACAUUUUGUCAGUGUUCUGCAUCGUACGGCCGCGUCGUCGGUGGUUAUGGCCACACACACACACACACACACACACACACACACACACAUACACGCACGCACGCAUAUGUAUCAAUAUUAUAAUAUUCAAUCGAGUAUACAGGAUGAUUAUUUUAUCAUGUAAACAUCAACGAUUGUCUACGAAAAUUUUGAUCGAAUGAUCGUUUGAUUUACAAUUAUAAUUAUACUGUGGUAUAAAAUCUAAAAUUAACAAGACAUGUUUACAGUACAAUGUAUACACGGAAUAUAGGUGAAACUUAGAAAACGGGCCGUACAAUUAUUCACACGCGUUUAUUAAACGAUUUUAUGCCCAAUGUUUAUUGAGGGAAGUAAACGAGAAAAAAAAAAACUUAAAAUUUAAUUUAACCAAAAAUCUCUGCAGAUAAUUAUUGCAGUUUCGUCGUAAAUUCACCGUAUUUAAACAUUUUGGUAAUUUGUUUGUGCACAGGCCCAUGGAUGACCACGCACUCCGUGCCCGCGCGGUUAGUUACGUUCACUCUGUUCCUAACCGCGGUGUUCUUGUUCACCUCGUACGCGGCCACCAUAGUCGUUUUACUGCAGUCGACCAGCCGGACAAUCGUCAGGAACCUUAACGACUUGGCCGACAAACCGAUAACGUUCAGCGUGCAAGACACGAAACACAAUUACAUAUAUUUCAAUGUAAUUUUCAAAGGGUGGACUUUUAAAAACUCCGCGUACCUUCAAAACAAAAAAUAAUAAGUCCAUAACAAAAAUAUUAUAUGUAUUUUAAUAUUUUUAUUAUAUAAAUUAGUACACUUAGCCCUCCAAAAUAAUAUAUGUCAUAAGUACAUGCUGCAGUUCCUACUAUCAUGGGGGGUGCAAUAUUCGUGAAAUCUGUUGAUAAAAUUGCAGAGGACGACACCGAACGUUCAAUAAAACACACAUUUUUCGCUUCACCGAUUUCCUUAAAAAAAUGUGUUACGCAGAUAAAAUACAAAAAAAAUUACCACAACCGUUUUCAAUAAGUUUUCAUUUCGAUGAUAAUAAAAAGCUCAGAAUUUAAAGUUUCAUACUACAAACUACACAAUAUUAUAAUAUAGUCUUCAAACAUGAAUGAAUGCCUCAAGAAAAAUGCUAAAUCCUUUUCUAAAAUACAUUAGAUUAGAUUACCUUAUGCUUCAUUAGACAUUAUAGGGUUUAAUGUUUUAAAAAAAAAAUCACAUUUAACAUAUUAUAUUGAAAAUAAAUUCUUUCACAAAAAAUUUUACAUAAAAGACAACUAAAUUUUAAAUUUAAAUUAAUCAAAACACGUUUAUUCGAACUCCGGUCGAAAUCAUUUUUUAUUUACAAUAAUCCUAUUUAGAUAUAAAUUAAACUUGGUAAAAACGCUAUGUAUCUUACCUCCUUAACUUUUAACCUACAACAAUGUCCCACAAUAGCGUAGCUACCGUAGGAGCAACCAAGGCAGCUAUUGUUAACUUGAUAAGAUAGCUAACAGUAUUUUUCUUUACAUAAAAUGUAUACCAUUUAAAUAUUAAUAUUCUUACGUGGUUAAAAUUAUUCUCAUCACAUAGACAUUAUAUUGAUAAAUUACAUCUAAAAGAAUAAUUAUUUUAUACAUUUGUUGCGUUUCCACUUUUUCAGUAAACGGUAUUGUCUAAAUAAAACAAAAUUUGUAAUGUUAGUAGGUAUUUGUAUGUAAUUUAUUAUAUUUACAGGAGACAGUCGAUAAAAACAUUAAGAAGAUAUAUCUGAAUAAGAUAAAACCGCAAGGAAAAAACGCGUUUACGAGUCCCGAAGUAGGCGUAGAACGAGUUCGCAAUGAAUUUCACUCGUUUUUGGUAAGCCACCAGCCAUAAUAGGUACAUUUUCAUAGCCCCCCUUUUGCAUUACAGAGAAUGAUGAUACAGAAAAAACAGCAUACCCUUUUAUUUCUAACAAUAAAUUUUAACUAUUUAGUAACGAGUUAAUACUGUUUUCAAUAUUUAAGAUUAUCAAAACAAAUAUGUUUAACAUAACUUUGUUCGAAAUCGUUUGUAUUUAUUUAUUUAAAUUUAUAUAUUUAGGUAUUCUAUCUCUCCAACUUACCAUCUACAGGCCACUUAUGGUGCAGUGGUAGUUAUUUAAUUUAAUGUCAGGAAAAGAAGGCAGAAUUAGUUAAAUUUAUACUUACACCUACUAAUCUCUUAAUCUUUACGACUAUACUUAUAAAUUAAGGGUAUAGUAUUACGAGUUAUAAUAAUAUGAUACUAAAGUUACUAGUUUUACAAGUUAAGUUUUACUAGUAAAAUUUAUACCUACACCUACUAACCUCUUAAUCUUUACGACUACACUUAUAAAUUAAGGGUAUAGUAUUACGAGUUAUAAUAAUAUGAUACUGACAGUAUCCUAAAGUAGGAAUGGCGACGAAAACCUAUCAUUUGAAUUUAAACGUAAUAAAAGUCGUAAAAGUCAGAAUUUCCCGUACAAAUAAAUACUUGUACAAAUAAAAGCCCUUUAUUCACUUCAGAAAAUUACGAGGUGGGGUGCUGUCUUUUCUGUGACACUCUCAAUGAAAACAUUUACAACGAAUCUGAAUUUACUGCAUAAUCGUCCAAACUCAAAUCAACACAAAUAAAGGUCCAUACUGUUUGGUUCUGAAAUUCCGAGUAGGAAUACUAAGGAAAUACAACUCACGGUAAAAUAGGAAUAAGUAAGUAUAUUAAAGACAAUGAUACAUUUUUCAGGGUGAAAUCUCAUUGGCGUACAAUAUAAUUUCCAAGACGUGGCAAGAACACGAAAAAUGUAGUUUGUCCGAAAUCGAACUGUUUAAAAUACCGCUUCUUACAUUAUACGUCACAAAAAAAUCAGGAUAUAGGGAUGUAUUCAAACAAAAGUAUGUAUUUUAAUAUUAUUUACUAAACUAGAUAUGUAUUUAAUAUCACGAAGUAGUCUAGCCCCAAGAUAUGGAUGAUUACCGAACAGACAGAGAGAAGAUUUAGGUAUAAUAUUAAAUGAAGCAACAUGGAACUAACGGAGAAGGUUAACGAAGAUCUCUACGAUGUGGUGGAAUUAGUCUAACCAGUGACAAGGUACGUUAAAGAGACGAAGGAUACUAUAGUUAGGUCCCACAAUGAGACAAAGAAAAUCCAAAACAAUGAGUGCAGCAAUGAGCAGUUAGCGCAGCAAUGGAAUGGAAGCUUCGAGGAUAAUUCAACAAACGAUAAGUUGAUGUGAUGAACGAAAAUUUAGAAAGUGUGAGAGUUUAAAACUUGAGAGAUAAAAUUCAAGUGUAAUUAUGGUGGUAAAAACUCUUAAUGUAGGUAUUAUACCGAUAUAAAAAGAAGAAAGAGAUAUAAAUGUAUGUUUGUCAAAUUUCUUAUAUUGAUUAAGUAAAUACUUAUUGAAUUAGGAAUAAUGAUAUUUUCGAAAUGAGGAAACUAUUACUUAUUUUGUUCAAUGCAGAAAAUGUAAAUAUAACUAUAAUCAAGAUGGGUUUAAAGAAAAAAAACAACGUUCCUUUCAAAUCUAUAUAAUAGAUUUCAUGUUCUCAUUAUUAAUAAAAUAAUACAUAAUAAUUCUAAAAUAAUAUAUUGACAAUAAUAACAAUAUUAAUAAUUACAUCUCCAGGAUGAUACAACAACACGAAGUCGGAUUAAAACAUCGGAUAUUUAAGACUAUGGUGCCACAAAAACAGAAAUGCGAUUCGGCUUUAAUAAAUUUCCACAGCGUAUCCAUGAAAGAGGCGUAUCCGGUAUUGUUAUUUCUCGGCUACAGCAUAUUCAUCUCUUUGUUAAUAUUCCUAUUCGAACACAUUUUCAAAAUCGAGACGGCUUAA